UCUCUCUCUCUCUCUCUCUGCGCGUCUCUCUGUUUUUUGUGAAUGACGCGUUUCAAUGGUGGCUUCCUCUUUGUAUUUAUCCAAUCUGGCUUCUAAAUUUCCAAUCCCAAUACAGUGUCACUCUCAAACACAACCCAUGUUCUCUUUGUGCGCGUUCAUCUUCUUCUUCACCUUCUCUCUCUUCAUCUGCUCCUUCUCUGUUUUCAAAAUUCUGAGAAAAACAGAGCAAAAGCAACAGACCCAGAACGACCUUUUUGAACUCAAGCGUUCAUUGUCUGAAACUCUGGGCAAAACCCAUCUAACCCAUGAAAAUGACCCGACCCAUAUCGCCAAUCCACCCCACAAGCUCCUCGUUGAGAUCUUACCAUCUGAUUCUCCAAAAUGGGCGAGCUUGUUUGUGAACAGAGAAGGUGGUGACCCGGAUGACGCCAGGUCGGGUCUGGACGUUGAGAAACUCGGGUCGGGCGGGGAUCAAAGAGUGAAGAAGAAGAAGAGGAGAGCCAAGAAGAAGAGUUCAUCGCAUUUGGAAGAAGAAGAAGAAGAUAAUUGUUUUCAUAUGCGUGAUAAGGAAAAUUCCGGUCCGGGUUUGGGUUCUCGGGUCCAUGAGGAAUUGGUAUGUUUUUACCCGUUUACAUCAUCGAGUAGUGCCACACAGAGGAAGAUCAAGCAACAAUACGAUGAGCUUAUGGAGUGCCAUGAGUCCAAGAAAUUGACACUUGCUCAGGUUGGACAAUUUGCUAAUUGCUUGGUGGCGGCUAGAAAUGAGUUACAGCACAAGGCUGAUGUCAUUCAACGUAAAUUCACAAUAACAAAGGCUCUACUAUUCAAGGCAGACAGAUCUUCUUUUGACCGCCUUCGUCAACAGAUAUGCAAGCUAGAGUUAGAACAGAAGAGACUGGAAGAGGAUGCGUCUGUCUACAAUUGGCUUCAACAACAGCUUAAGCUUUCACCAGCAUACAAGAAGAUGCUUGAAAUUAGUGCCUGCAUGGAGUUGAAGGCCAAAUCCAGGGAACAAGUGGAGAGCACAGAUGAGAAAUAUAGUGAAAUAUCAUUUGAAGAGUUACUAGCACAAGAAAAGAAGGACUCAUUCUGGCAGAAGAAUAGGAAAUCAAGAUCAUGCUCGAGCUGAUGACCGCGACGUCUUGCUGAUUGUCAUAUUUUUCGCUUCAGCAAUGCUCUGUGCCGCUGUACCAGAGAGCACCUUCAACUUCCCUGUGGUUUUUUGGGUUAGGCUUGACUGUAUGGCGAUACAUAUAAUAUGUUGAUAUCAGAGUCGUGGGCUUUUCUUUGGUAGGACAGUCAUGGAUUUGAGCUAACUUGAAUGUGUAUAAUAGGAACUUGACAGAGUUACAUUUCUAAGCUCAUGGGCUUGCCAGAAUUUUGCCCGCUAGUUUUCUCUUAACUUAUUAAGAAGGAUAUAUUGUAACUUCGUACAAAUGUGUGGCAAAAUUUUAUACAUACGAUUCAAGUUGUCUUUUCGGU
Molecule: messenger RNA, 1482 nt
Organism: Prunus avium (sweet cherry)
Lineage: Eukaryota; Viridiplantae; Streptophyta; Magnoliopsida; Rosales; Rosaceae
Product: CA-responsive protein
Source: RefSeq, a predicted model, not a curated record